CAGAUACCACAAACAAGAUAAACUCAUUUUUUGGUGGCGGGAAACAUUCCUUCCAAUAACAAUUAAAAAUGCUUCAAAUCUCCGGCAAAGGCGGUGGCUUUGGCCAGCUCUUAGCCGCCGUCGCGGCCGCUUUAUUACUCCGUCUAUUCUCCGGCCCCGGUCCGGCGUACUUGCCGGAAACCGAAAAUGAAGACGACGGAGAGAUUUCCGAUUCCGGAGCUUCUGUUUCCGAUAAAGUUUUACCGGUGACAAUCCGGUGGACUAACAUCACGUGCUCUCUCUCCGAUAAACCUGCAAAAUCUGUGAGGUUUUUGCUUAAGAAUGUAUGUGGAGAGGCAAAACCUGGAAGGCUGCUUGCACUAAUGGGGCCUUCGGGAUCAGGGAAGACAACUCUUCUUAAUGUGUUAGCAGGUCAGACUACGGCAUCACCUCGGUUACAUUUAUCAGGCCUGUUGGAGGUUAAUGGUCAAUCAAUGUCCAACAAGUCCUUCAAGUUUGCUUAUGUCAGACAGGAGGAUCUUUUCUUUUCGCAGUUGACUGUUCGAGAGACUUUGGCUCUUGCAGCUGAACUCCAGUUAAAGGGAACAUAUUCAAAGGAAGAUAGAGAUGAAUAUAUAAACAACCUCUUGUUCAAACUAGGCUUGGUCAGUUGUGCUGAUACACGAGUUGGGGAUGCAAAAGUUCGUGGAGUAAGCGGCGGCGAGAAGAAACGAUUAUCAAUGGCUUGUGAACUCAUUGCUAGUCCAUCAGUGAUAUUUGCUGAUGAACCCACAACUGGACUUGAUGCUUUUCAAGCAGAAAAGGUGAUGGAAACCCUUCGACAACUUGCACAGGAUGGGCAUACUGUAAUAUGCUCAAUACACCAACCCAGAGGUUCAGUCUAUGCAAAGUUUGAUGACAUCGUGUUGCUGACAGAGGGUGAACUUGUUUAUGCUGGUCCUGCAGGGGAUGAAAUAUUGACCUACUUCUCUAAAUUCGGGUAUAUUUGCCCAGACCAUGUUAACCCUGCUGAGUUUCUAGCUGAUAUGAUAUCAAUCGACUAUAGCUCAUCUGAUAGUGUUGACUCUUCCCGCAAAAGGAUAGAUAGUCUCGUGGAGUCAUUUUCUCAACUAAUUUCAUCAAUCUUUUAUGCAUCAACGCUCACCAAGCCCUUGAAUGAUCAAACUAACUUAAGAAGAAAAUUUACAGCCAAAGGAGUAGGUGGUUGGUGGAGGCAAUUUUCAUUACUUCUUAAACGUGCAUGGAUGCAGGCUUCCCGUGACGGGCCAACCAAUAAAGUCCGGACAAGGAUGUCAAUCGCAUCAGCUUUGAUCUUUGGCUCAGUUUUUUGGAGAAUGGGAAGGUCUCAGACAUCAAUACAGGAUAGAAUGGGCUUGCUUCAGGUUGCUGCUAUAAAUACUGCAAUGGCUGCACUUACAAAGACUGUCGGUGUCUUUCCAAAGGAACGUGCAAUAGUUGAUAGAGAGCGGGCAAAGGGUUCUUAUAUGCUAGGACCAUAUUUGUUAUCUAAGUUGAUUGCGGAGGUCCCUAUUGGAGCUGCAUUCCCAUUAUUAUUUGGCACUAUUCUUUAUCCUAUGGCACGUCUUCAUCCAACCCUAUCAAGAUUCGGUAAGUUCAGUGGAAUAGUAACUGUGGAGUCAUUUGCUGCAUCUGCUAUGGGUUUGACUGUGGGGGCUAUGGUUCCAACCACUGAAGCUGCUUUGGCACUGGGGCCUUCUCUCAUGACAGUUUUCAUAGUAUUUGGUGGAUAUUAUGUCAAUGCAGACAACACCCCAAUCAUCUUUCGCUGGAUUCCCCGAGCUUCUCUCAUAAGAUGGGCAUUCCAAGGGCUUUGCAUCAAUGAAUUUAAAGGUCUUCAGUUUGAUCACCAAAAUUCCUUUGAUAUACAGUCAGGAGAACAGGCUCUGGAAAGGCUUUCUUUCGGGGGUAGCAACAUAUCCGAGACAGUGAUGGCUCAAAGUAGAAUUCUUGCGUUUUGGUACUUCACCACAUACCUCCUCCUAGAGAAAAACAAACCUAAAUAUCAACCCCUUGAACAACCACCAGUCGACCAAACUGAACCACAAUUAGAGCCCGAUCAGCCUGUAGAAAGUGAUGACUCCCAGUCCCCGGGCCAAUCAUUUGAAAUCCUCGAGACUCCAACUGUUGACCAAGGUAAACCCGAUCCUCUGCAGCUUGAAUCUCCUCCUGCUACUGCCCAACUUAGUCUGUUUGACUUAGACGGCUUCUGAUUGUACAUGGGCAUACCAAAAUAUAUUGUUUAAUUGAUCUCAUACAGCAGGUUCUAUCUAAAGGAUAUGCAUGCUGAUGGUGUGGAAAAAAAUAAGCAACAUUGCACCUCAUGCAAUUACCUAUUACCUGUGUUCUAGGUAAAGCUCAGUAGCAGUUUUAAUAAAACGUGUCAGCUUAGAAUUUACAUGUAAAAAAGAUAGAAACAAAGAAAAAACUUACAAUUGUGGCUUCUUAGUCAUCAUGUUUACUGGAUUUUUAAUUGAAUCCGUCAUGAAUUUCUGGUA
Erigeron canadensis is the source of this 2516-nucleotide messenger RNA. RefSeq names its product ABC transporter G family member 7. Lineage: Eukaryota; Viridiplantae; Streptophyta; Magnoliopsida; Asterales; Asteraceae. The transcript is spliced from 11 exons. The coding region runs from base 69 to 2231 and encodes 720 amino acids. Gene Ontology annotation, molecular function: ATP binding; ATP hydrolysis activity; ABC-type transporter activity. The record is from RefSeq and is a predicted model, not a curated record. Gene Ontology annotation, cellular component: membrane.